Molecule: messenger RNA, 2983 nt
Organism: Nilaparvata lugens (brown planthopper)
Lineage: Eukaryota; Metazoa; Arthropoda; Insecta; Hemiptera; Delphacidae
Exons: 3
Coding region: 194-2692 (832 amino acids)
Biological process (GO): neurogenesis
Cellular component (GO): P-body; cytosol
Molecular function (GO): protein binding
Source: RefSeq, a predicted model, not a curated record
UGUUGAUUUGGCAGUGGCCGUUAUCUUACAGAGAUAUAAAUUGAACAAACGAUAAAUUCUUAUCGAAGAGCUUCCUUCAGAGUUUUGGUCAGUUGGUGCUACAGUUGAAUAGCAGUAGGAACUAAGGAAGUAGAUUGAUUCAUAAGCCAACCUAUCUCCAAUAUACACUUCGAAGUUGUAAGGAAGCGUGGAAAUGUCAUUCGUCAUAUCACCUGCUCUUUCUGAUUGUGAGAGCUCUGAUACGUUAGGAUUUGAAGACAUAGUACAAACUGGAGAUGAGACUACCAGAAUGGCCGAUCCUGUGAAUUUUCAUGUAGUUAUGAAACCAGUUGAGCGAACAGCCUCAUCUGUUUGUGAGGACUACAACGAACGUCAAAAAUCCAAUUGUGGAGACUCAAGUGAAAGUCAAGUAUCCAAUUGUGAGGAUUCCAAUGAACGUCAAGUUUCCAAUCGUGAGGACUCCAAUGAACGUCAAGUUUCCAAUCGUGAGGACUCCAAUGAACGUCAAGUCUCCAAUCAUGAGGACUCAGAUGAGUAUCAAGUUGAAGAAUUGGAUAAUCCUGACAGUGUGAUAUUUGAAGAAAGAUUCUAUCGUUUACUGAAAGGAGACAUCGCUAGUGAUUGUAAAUUCGUAGUUGGUCCCCAAAAAAAUAUUGUUGAAGGGCAUAAAUUGAUAUUUUCAAUGGCGAGUGAAGUUUUCUAUGCAAUGUUUUACAGUCAACUCAAGGAAGAUUCAAUUGUGAGAAUAGAAGACGUGCAGCUCGAUGGCUUUCUGGGAAUGAAACAUUUCAUUUAUACUGGUCAUGCCAAUUUCAAAUCAGUUCUCCAGGCAAGUUCAACGUAUGUGGCUGCGAGAAAAUAUCUUAUCUCUCAACUGAGUUCAGAAUGCCUCGAAUACAUUGAAAACAUCGAGAUUCUACCAUCUGAGGUGCUGGAGUUGUAUGAAUAUUGUAUUGUUAAUGAAAUUCCAGAAUUGGAAGAAAAAUGCAGAAUACUCAUUCAAGAAAAAACUGGAGAAGUAGUAGAAAGCGAUCAUUUUUUAACGGCCAAUGCGGGUACUAUUCUUAUGUUGCUAGGAUUAGAAUCACUUCAUCUAGAGUCCGAGCAAGAAGUUUUCUAUCAUUUAGAAAGGUGGGCGACAGCAGAAGCUGAACGUCUAGAUAUUAGUGCAGAGCAAAUGUAUUCAUAUUUCAAUUCCCUUAAAAAACACAUCAGAUUCUUGUCAAUGGAUGGAGAGGAGUUCACUUCAGGACCUGCUAAGUCUUUGUUGCUUUCACAAGAAGAAAAGCUCAGCAUUCUAUUCAAUAUCAUGGAUCCCAAUUCGAUACCAAUGCCAGACUACUUUGAUACCCACUGUUCACAGAAACGGAAUUUUAAAGUACCUUUCAGCAAUGAGUCGAAAGAAUCACUUUCAUCCUUCGAAAAGGAAAACAGUUUUUUAGAUCAAGAUAAAUUCAAAUUUUUACUAUCCGGUGGUAUUGUAUGUGAUUGUGAGUUCAUUGUCGGUCCUCAACAGAAUAUAGUGAAAGGACAUAAGUUGAUAUUUUCCAUGGCUAGUAAAGUUUUCCAAAACCAGUUCCACAAACAACGUGAAGAAGGUUGUAAAAUCAAGAUAAAUGACGUGGAACUCGAUGGAUUUGAAGGGAUGAAACACUAUAUUUAUACUGGUCGUAUCAAUUUCAAAACUGCAAUGCAGGCCUGCUUUACUUACAUUGCUUCACGGAAAUUCUGGAUUCCCCAGCUUGGCGCAAAAUGUAUCAAAUAUAUCGAAGACCAAGAAAUUCCUCCUUCAGAAGUAUUAUCGCUGUAUGAAUAUUGCAGAGACAGAGAGAUUCCAGACAUUGUUGAAAAAUGUAUCCAAAUUAUUCAGGAGGAAACUGGAGAUGUUUUUGAGAGUCAACACUUUUCAUCCGUUCAUAUGGAUACUAUAGAUAAAAUAAUGAGUUUUCAAAAAUUGAAGUUGAAAUCAGAAAUUGAGCUAUUCACUUACUUUGAAAUAUGGGCUCUUGCUGAAGCCAAAAGAUUAAGACUGAGUGAUAAGGAAAUAGCAACGAACUUCAACAACCUUAAAAAUCACAUACGCUUUCUGACAAUGAAGGCAAAUGAAUUUGCAAAAGCUACAGCGUCGUCAUUGUUGCUAACAGAGGAGGAGAAGCUCAACAUUGGACUCAACGUCAUCAAUCUUGGCUCAGCACCGUAUCCAGCAAACUUGUCAUUAUCACAGCAAGAACGCGAUUUCUCAGCACUCAAAACAAUCAAGUCUAAACACAUAAAUUAUUUCAAAAUAUUAUGUUCUGAAUCGUUUCCAACACCAUAUUGUUGCUACGGGUCAUGUGAAGCCUAUUGUUUCUCAUCAUUCGAUUGCGGAUUUGAAAUAAACGUAUUCAAAUGCAAAGGUAACAUCUGUUUUAGGCUGCUUCCAGUUGAAUUUACUGGGCAAUACUUGUUUGUUUUGAAAACUAAGCUCAGAGUGAUAGCAAUUGAUAAGAAGUACGACGAUCUUGUAUUUGAAACAACGUGCAGUUUCGGAUUCGAUGAAGAAUUGGGUGAAUUCUCGGGUGGAUCCGGCAGAUUUGAUAUUUUUGUAGCUGUUAUUCCCUGGGAUAAAAUCAACAGAUCAUGCUUCAUAGAUAAAAAAAAUGAUGAAAUUAUGAUUGAAGGUUCAUUUGUCUUGGAGGCAUUAGAUGAGUGAUUGAGAGAGCCUGAAAACUACAGUAUCUGAACUCAAUCUACUACUGUGGUAGCAUUAUGAAGAUUCGAUUCAUCUCAUCUCAAUCAAAUUGAAAGAGUUUAGCAAAAUGUAAUUCAAUCUAUCUAUUGAAUCAAAUAGUUUCCCAAUCCCAUAUACAAUAAUCUUAUGUUUAUUGUCUUCUAUGGCAAAUACUGUUGAUAAUAUAUAGUUACUGUAUUAGGAGCGAAGCUGUCUCGUCAAAAGUGGAAGUUGUUAUGUUUAUGAAAAGAAUAAACUUGUGUUAAUAUCAUA